Messenger RNA from Laetiporus sulphureus 93-53, 710 nucleotides. RefSeq names its product Nop10p-domain-containing protein. Gene Ontology annotation, molecular function: telomerase RNA binding; box H/ACA snoRNA binding. The coding region runs from base 36 to 230 and encodes 64 amino acids. Gene Ontology annotation, cellular component: box H/ACA telomerase RNP complex; box H/ACA snoRNP complex. Gene Ontology annotation, biological process: positive regulation of telomerase RNA localization to Cajal body; ribosome biogenesis; rRNA pseudouridine synthesis. NCBI's taxonomy places the organism in Eukaryota, Fungi, Basidiomycota, Agaricomycetes, Polyporales, Laetiporaceae. The transcript is spliced from 3 exons. The record is from RefSeq and is a predicted model, not a curated record.
CCGAACACCCACGCCGUUGUCUGCGCUCAGCCACCAUGCAUCUCAUGUACACGCUUGAUGAGAACGGCAACAGGGAGUAUACCCUCAAGAAAAUCACAGACUCGGGCAAGAUCACCAAGUCUGCUCACCCAGCGAGGUUCUCGCCUGACGACAAGUUCUCGCGACACCGCGUGACGAUCAAAAAACGUUAUGGCAUUCUGUUGACCCAGCUACCCUGCAAGCCGAUGUAGACCGGGUCCAGGACACACGUGGACGCACAUCGGGCAGUCCCGCUGCUCCCCGCCAUUCACUCAUCGUGGCGACGCAGCGACAUAGUCGCAUGACGGUCAUUUUGAUACCCAAUGGAGUUCCACUCCGCAGUGCGCAGGCGGCCUACCGGGGACGGGGCUAUAGAUGAUUGUAUGAUGAAGACGUUCAGUUGUAUUGGUUGUAUCUGCCAGUGUUUGAUGAGUAUCUGAUGCCGCACUACUGAAGCUACAUGGCUUAUUCUUGGACCUCAUAUAAAUAUGGUAGUGUCUACUGCCGCGCCUGUCCGUAGCGAAUCAGCGCUUCAACUUCGUGCACGCUUGUCAGGUCAUGUCGCUGCUUCUCGCGCUGAGAAACCCAUCUGCAUGCCCAGGAAGAGGCGGCUUUUUGCAUUCCGUUUCGCAUCCGAGAUAGUUACUCGCGUUCCUGGAUAACUGAAUGUGCAUCAAUGCAAAGAAUCUGCU